UUUAAACCCCGGGGCUGGGGAGGGGUCGCCCGGUGUCGCCGUCGCUCGGCUGGGGGUCGCCGUGGCUCCCUGACAGCCCUCCCCGUGGAAGGAGGACACCUCGGAGGGGCCUUCCGGCAGCCAGGAGAAGCAGAGAUGGAUGUUCCCAAGGAGGACGACAUUCUUCUCUUGGCUGAUGAAAAAUUUGACUUCGAUCUUUCAUUGUCUUCUUCAAGUGCAAAUGAAGAUGAGGAAGUCUUCUUUGGACCCGUUGGGCAUAAAGAAAGAUGCGUUGCUGCCAGCUUGGAAUUAAAUCAUCAGAUUCCCAAAGAACCUCUUUUGCCAGCUUCGGAAAGUCACUUCACCUGGAGUCCUCUCACUGGGGAGAAAUUUGUGGAAGUGUAUAAAGAAGCUCAUUUAUUGGCCUUACAGAUAGAAAGCAAAAGCAAAAACAAAGCAGCCCAAGAGGUCACAGCUGAAGAUCUUUGGAGCCAGGGUGUGGAAAGAUUUAUACAGGAAUCAAAAUUAAAAAUAGACCUGUUUGAGAAAGAAAAUGAAAUGAAGAAAAGCCCCAAGUCGCUUAAGAGGGAGACAUAUUACCUGUCAGACAGCCCCUUGGGGGGACUGCCACUUUUGGGAAACCAGACCCCUUCAGGCAUGGCCCUGCCAAGCGCUCCCGUCCAGACUAGCCUCACCCGGACACAGGAACCCCCACGGUCACCCUGCCCUUCUCUGCCUGUGAAACCAAGAACUGCUCACCCUCCACACGAGGCGGGGACUCAGAAAAGGGUCAUCAGCAAAUUGGUGCCACCCCGAGCUUUGUCUUUUAGAGGGAAAAACAUUCAUGUGGCCCCAGAGCAGGCUAUGAAAAGGAUACCAGCUAGUCCUUCGGGUAUGAAAAUCCUAAAUGAAAAGGAAUCCCACAGGGACGUGCCCCCGGACAAAUCCAGUGCUGCCCAAGAGCUUGCCGGCAUGCCAGCUGGUGGAAGCCACUUGGUCCAAGGCAAGCGAUCGCUCCCUGUUCCAAACAAGAAAACCCUGUUGAAACGACCUGGUUGUGCUGGCGGUCUUUCGAGAAAGUCCUCUUCCUCAGGGUCCGUUUUGGCUGUGAUUUCCAAUGCGUGUGCUUCUCCGGCAGCCUGCAGAGCUAGGUCAAGUGAACCUGCAAGUGUCCCUGCGGGUAGUCCCGGGUUGCCAUCCAACCCCAGCCAGUCAGGCAGAGCGGGACUCGCCACGCCUCGGCAGCCUCUGCAGACAGGCCCUGCGGGUGCAUCCUGCAGGCCAAGCAAGUGGGCCAGGGCGGCUGGGGGAACGGCGGAGCCAGCCAAGGCACCCAGCCCAGCGGCUGUCAGCAGAGCUGGGACACCGGAACAGAGAGGCCCGGGGCCGAGCUCCUGCUCCAGCUCCAUCUGGUCUCAGCCUUCUCAGGGGAACACAGCCAGGAGUACGAGAAGGCGUGACUCCUACCUUCAGUGCAGGACGUGGGCCAUGCCCACGCCGACAAGUCAAUUUAAGAUACCAAGGUUUUCUACUGGUGAGCCCCCAGAUGGCACAACACCCAAGUCCCAUCAGGCACAGAGGCCGCAGUCCUGCACGUCGGCGGGAAGGGUAGUUGUGCAUAGCACUCCUGCUAGACGCUCAUCAAUGGUGGCCUCACAAAGCCUUGUAGGCGGUACAAGGACCCCCGUGAGUACGAAGUACGUGUCAGCCCUGCCCACACCUGCCAGCCGUCGGCUCUCUGGCCUUCCGCCGGUGACCCCCAAAACCAUGCCCAGAGCUCUGGCUUUGCCCCCGUGUAUGUCUGCUUGGCAGCUUUCUUCUGAGCCCCAGAAAAAAUCUUCCAUGAGAGCUGCACUAACGAGGGAGCGCCACGGUGAGGCUGCCUCUGAGCAUGAGGACUUAUCACCUGCCAAGCCUUCCUCCCCUCUGUUGGCUGUGCCACAGGCACUUAACUUUUCUCCAGAAAAGAGUGACUUUACUUUUUCAAAAAGUAUCAGCUCAGAAGUAGUGCUGGAUGCAGCCCCGCCACCUGGAGAUAGGCCUGCUAGUGAGACUCUUCUCGUGGACAUCAACCUGGAUCAACUUGCCAUCACUCCGAAAGCUGAAAGCACAGCUCUCGUUGACCACCCUCUCAUUGACUUUGGCAAUACUCCAGAAGCAAACGCAGCUCCAGGAUCUGAGAGUAGACCUCUGAUCGACCUGCUGAUAAACACUCCAGACAUGAACAAAAACACGGUGUCCAAGCCUCCCCAUGAGGUGGCACAGCUGAUAGACUUGGCUUCUCCUCUGAUCCAGCUGAGUCCCGAGGCUGACAAGGAAAACGUGGAUUCUCCACUUCUCAAGUUCUGAGUAGAGUAGUCCUUUACAUUUUACUCUGUUAAGAGAAUGGCCAGUCCUAAGGUGGUUUUCAACCCUUAGAAAUAAAUUUUAGGAGAAAUUGUACUAGGGGGAAAUAUCAGACCUCAGUAGUGGUACUGUGCCUGGAGAGGGUGCGGUGGGACUGGGAUUUUGGGCUCCUGAGACCACUGCUGCCUGGCAACUACCCCUCCUCUGCCCUGAGGACCCAGCAGGAGCGUGGAGUUGUAGUUGCUCCAGAUGAAGAAUUUUGUUUUGAAUCUUUUGUAUGUAAAAUAGCAAUUGACUAUUUUUAAAAUUAAGUUUGUAUGAAAAGUUAAAUAUUCUAGAUUUUAAAUUAAAUUGUAAAAUAAAUGAAAACGUAUUGAAGCACA
Nyctereutes procyonoides (raccoon dog) is the source of this 2708-nucleotide messenger RNA. It is a transcript of the gene GTSE1, whose product is annotated as G2 and S-phase expressed 1. The coding region runs from base 136 to 2328 and encodes 730 amino acids. The record is from RefSeq and is a predicted model, not a curated record. The transcript is spliced from 12 exons. Gene Ontology annotation, molecular function: microtubule binding. Gene Ontology annotation, cellular component: cytoplasmic microtubule; microtubule cytoskeleton. NCBI's taxonomy places the organism in Eukaryota, Metazoa, Chordata, Mammalia, Carnivora, Canidae.